UGACAAUCAUGAAGAGACCCAUGUGUUAGCUACAACCUUUGAAAGCCCCACAAGAAGGAAACCAACGGUGUGGACAGAGCUGGAACUAUUGCCACACUUGCGGGAGUAAAUGAGGAAUGGACUUAUGAUUAUGCUGACAUUUCAGCAUGAAUCUGGUAGACCUGUGGUUAACCCGCUCCCUCUCCAUGUGUCUCCUCCUACAAAGUUUUGUUCUUAUGAUACUGUGCUUUCAUUCUGCCAGUAUGUGUCCCAAGGGCUGUCUUUGUUCUUCCUCUGGGGGCUUAAAUGUCACCUGUAGCAAUGCAAACCUCAAGGAAAUACCCAGAGAUCUUCCUCCUGAAACAGUCUUACUGUAUCUGGACUCCAAUCAGAUCACAUCGAUCCCCAAUGAGAUUUUUAAGGACCUCCAUCAACUGAGAGUUCUCAACCUAUCCAAAAACGGCAUUGAGUUCAUUGACGAGCAUGCCUUCAAAGGAGUAGCGGAGACCUUGCAGACUCUGGACUUGUCUGACAACCGGAUUCAAAGCGUGCACAAAAAUGCCUUCAAUAACCUGAAGGCCAGAGCCAGGAUUGCCAACAACCCCUGGCAUUGUGACUGUACUCUCCAGCAAGUGCUGAGGAGCAUGGCAUCCAACCACGAGACUGCCCAUAAUGUGAUCUGCAAGACGUCGGUGUUGGACGAACACGCGGGGAGACCCUUCCUCAAUGCUGCCAAUGAUGCUGACCUUUGUAACCUCCCUAAAAAAACGACAGAUUAUGCCAUGCUCGUCACCAUGUUCGGCUGGUUCACCAUGGUGAUAUCGUACGUGGUCUACUAUGUGAGGCAAAACCAGGAGGAUGCCCGGAGACACCUCGAAUACUUGAAAUCCCUGCCAAGCAGGCAAAAGAAGGCAGAUGAGCCAGAUGACAUUAGCACUGUGGUCUAAGUUCCACACUGACCACCUUGGAGGAAGGAAACAUUUGGCGAUUGCCAGUAGAAGACAUGGUUUUACUUAGCCCAUUCAUGAUAAACAUUUAAAACUUUGUAUUUCAGUUCCUUUUGAAUCCCAUCACUGUUGAACUUUUCACAAACAUGUCAACAUCCCAGUUUUAGUUUAGGUGAUCUAUUCUUCCCUCCCCCAACUCCCUCCCUCCUUAGUUGUAACCCUGGCAGUGUAUUCCUAAGUAAGCUACUAUUUGGUCGUUAGUUAGUCCCAUCUCACUAUUUAAUAAUGAAAUUUAUUUUUUUAAU
This is a messenger RNA of Perognathus longimembris pacificus (Pacific pocket mouse), 1231 nucleotides long. It is a transcript of the gene Lrrc3b, whose product is annotated as leucine rich repeat containing 3B. Gene Ontology annotation, molecular function: protein binding. The record is from RefSeq and is a predicted model, not a curated record. The transcript has a single exon. NCBI's taxonomy places the organism in Eukaryota, Metazoa, Chordata, Mammalia, Rodentia, Heteromyidae. Bases 147 to 926 code for a protein of 259 amino acids.